This is a messenger RNA of Amaranthus tricolor (Joseph's coat), 486 nucleotides long. RefSeq lists its product as uncharacterized. The coding region runs from base 1 to 486 and encodes 161 amino acids. The transcript has a single exon. The record is from RefSeq and is a predicted model, not a curated record. Lineage: Eukaryota; Viridiplantae; Streptophyta; Magnoliopsida; Caryophyllales; Amaranthaceae.
AUGGAGAGAAAAAAGAUUGCUGUCAUGAUUCUUAUUGCUGCUCUUUUAUCUGUGAUAUCGAAGUCAAAUAGUCAAGUUAGACCAUCCCCGACAAUGCUACUCCCAACGUUUCCAACCCUGCGUCCUCUGUGCUUGUCUCAAUUCGCUCUUGUUAACCACGCGUGUUCUAUUCUUCCUUACACUCCAACGCCCCCUCCUGCUCCACCCUCUCCGGCUACGCCUGUAGAUGCCCACCCCCCGUGCCCUAAUAAAACUAGUCAUCGGCAUGGGCACCACCGCAGGCACAGUCAUAGCAGCUGUAAUUCCCAUAUCAGUGCUGCAGAGGAUGAGUGUUGCCGCUGGUUGAAAGAAGUUGAUGCUAAAUGUGUCUGUGAUUUGCUGGUACAUCUGCCUGUAUUUCUAGCCAAGCCUGCUCAUAAUUACACGGUGGUUGUUAGUGAUGACUGUAGUGUCACCUACCAGUGUCCAAGCCGGAUGCUUACUUGA